AAGGUAUUUCAGGAAAAGGAGCGGCCGAGAAAUGUCGGCGGGGCCGGUUCUUGUCGCCGGCUGUUGAGGAAGACAUUACAGCAGAGAGCGAUAGAGAGGGGAAGUUUCUUGUUUCUUCAGUUUCAGCAGCGACCACCCAAAACCCAAGGAUAAGGUGCAGUAACGGGUAACGCCCGCUGCUGCCCAGCCGUUAAAAAAGUGGAUGGGGAACUCCCACGGCCACCACCGCAGGCACCAUAACGGCGGCGGCGGGCAACCUCCCUAUCCCUGUCCUCCACCAGCCCAUAUGCCCCGACCAGAAGAUCAGGCCCCUGCGAGCGCCGGCGCUUCGAAUAUGGCAACUUCGCUGCCCUAUGCUCACGUCGACUCCGCCUUGCGCUCCCUCGCCGGCCAAGCUGAAGGGUUUGGCCGCUUUGCUGUCGGUGGCUUCCAUGGAGCCCUUCAUUGCGUCACCACUUUAGCAGAUGAUGGGCCAGGAUCUUUGAGAGAAGCAUGCAGGAAGAAAGAGCCGUUGUGGAUUGUUUUCGAGUUAUCAGGCACCAUUCAUCUCAAUUCUUACUUGAACGUCUCUUCCUAUAAGACCAUCGAUGGCCGAGGCCAGAGAAUCAAGCUUACAGGGAAAGGCUUGAGGCUUAAAGAAUGUGAGCAUGUGAUUGUGUGCAAUCUUGAGUUUGAAGGAGGGAGGGGCCCCGAUGUUGAUGGCAUUCAGAUAAAACCCAAGUCGAAGCACAUAUGGAUCGACCGUUGCAGCCUUAGUGAUUAUGAUGACGGGCUGAUAGACAUCACGCGAGAGAGCACAGACAUCACCAUUUCCAGGUGUCACUUUUCCCGGCAUGAUAAGACCAUGCUUAUCGGAGCAGACCCAUCUAAUGUUGGCGAUCGAUGUAUGCGAGUCACAAUCCACCACUGUUUCUUCGAUGGAACGCGGCAAAGGCAUCCUCGUGUUAGAUAUGGGAAAGUGCAUUUGUACAACAAUUACACCAGAGGCUGGGGCAUCUAUGCUGUUUGCGCAAGUGUGGAAUCACAGAUAUACUCCCAAUGCAACAUAUACGAAGCAGGACAGAAGAAGGUUGCAUUUAAGUACCUCACUGAGAAGGCAACUGAUAGGGAGGAAGCCAGCUCGGGCCACAUAAGAUCUGAAGGAGACGUGUUCAUAAAUGGAACUCAAGCCGGGUUAAUGGCCAUGGGCGACGAAUUAUGCAUCUUCCAUCCCAGCGAAUUCUACCCGACUUGGACUGUGGUGCCCGCGACAGAAACUCUUAAGCAGCUUCUCCAUCGAUUUACAGGGUGGCAACCUGUUGCGCUGCCAGUUGAUCAGCCGAUUGCUGUGCAGUGAUGUUCAUAUACAGCCACAUACAUACAAGAACGCUGAAACUUCUCCAUCUGCAAUUACAUUCCUACUGUACUUUAAAGUAGAUAUGGAUGAAUAAAGAGGCUUUGCUGUAACAUGAUCUAUUUCGGUUCACCUGUAAGUUAAUCUUCAAUAAGGUGAUUUCUGUAAUGCAAUAACUCUAUGUGUCUAAACUACAAGAUACGAUGAAUGGUCUGAUCUAUUAAUGGGAUCGCAACCUUCUCCAUUAUGAAUGUUAUGUCAGUUAUUCACUGGCGUAUACUAUCGUUCC
Molecule: messenger RNA, 1622 nt
Organism: Linum tenue
Lineage: Eukaryota; Viridiplantae; Streptophyta; Magnoliopsida; Malpighiales; Linaceae
Source: the annotation of a GenBank genome assembly